AUGGAAUUUCUCCUUUCUCAUGGAGCAGAUAUUAAUGCGGAAGAUAUUAAUGGAAAAACGGCUUUACAUCAUGCAGCUGAAACGAAUAUUCUGGAAAAUGUAAAAUAUCUUAUUACUCAUGGAUCAGAUAUUAAUUCAGAAGAUCGUGACGCAAACGCUGCUCUUCACUAUGCAAUACUAAAAGAUAAUAAACAGAUUGUAGAAUUUCUCAUUUCAUAUGGUGCUGAAAUCAUUAAAAACCAAAAUUUGGGAAGAAAAGCACUUUAUUAUGCAAUUUUAUAUAAUUACAUUGAAAUAGUAGAACUUCUUGUUUCUAAAGGAGUAGAUGUAAAUGCAAAUGAAUUUGAAAAUAUUUCCCCGUUGCAAUUUGCAGUCAAUGAACAUAGAAAUGAAAUAGCAGAGCUUUUAAUUACCCGUGGCUCAGAUGUAAUGUUCCCAUCUGUGCUAGAUAUAUACAAAUAA
Molecule: messenger RNA, 462 nt
Organism: Trichomonas vaginalis G3
Lineage: Eukaryota; Parabasalia; Trichomonadida; Trichomonadidae
Product: Ankyrin repeat family
Exons: 1
Coding region: 1-462 (153 amino acids)
Cellular component (GO): cytoplasm; nucleus
Molecular function (GO): protein binding
Source: RefSeq, a predicted model, not a curated record